Messenger RNA from Aethina tumida (small hive beetle), 548 nucleotides. RefSeq lists its product as uncharacterized. Bases 173 to 502 code for a protein of 109 amino acids. NCBI's taxonomy places the organism in Eukaryota, Metazoa, Arthropoda, Insecta, Coleoptera, Nitidulidae. The transcript is spliced from 4 exons. The record is from RefSeq and is a predicted model, not a curated record.
UGGCCAUUUGAAACAAUGCAAAUUGAAUGUUUGAUUUAGUUCCAAAGUGAAGUAUAAAAAUACGUUUCAAUUAACUCUAAUUAGUAUUAAGCCGAAACCGAAACGAAAAACACCAUUUUUUUUUUCAAAUCUGUUUGUAAUUAUAAUUACGAUUAUAAAAACCUAGAAAAAAAUGACUGACUAUAGGAGACAUUUUUAUGGUUCUGAUUAUAAAUCGAAGCACGAUUAUUAUUACAAACCGAUAGGCAAAAGUUCGAUUAGUUACCACCACGAUGAUUAUUGGGGAUACGAUUGGAAUUCAUGGAGGUAUUUUCCAUCUUGGAGAAGUUAUUACAAAUACUUCAUGGACGAUUCUAUCCCUACUUACAAAAUACGAUCUUACUCGCCAAGUUUGCGAUUUUGGCAUCAUGUCGAUGAUAGCGCCAUUUACACAAGCAAACUUGGAACCAGUAAGUACACAAAUCCGUCAAUAAGAUACAAAUACAAUUUGGCAUUAUUGUAAAUUAAUCGAAUUUUUAGUAUAGUAAAUAAAUAUUUUAGUACAUCAA